Ostertagia ostertagi is the source of this 258-nucleotide messenger RNA. Lineage: Eukaryota; Metazoa; Nematoda; Chromadorea; Rhabditida; Trichostrongylidae. The record is from the annotation of a GenBank genome assembly.
AUGAUAGAAAGUAACCCUGGUAGAAGAUGGUCUACAGGGGUUUCCUACUUCUUCGACCAGAGUGUAGAUGCCAAGAUUCAAAGCGUCUUCAAGAAAGCUACACAACAAUGGAUGUCUGAUACAUGUAUCAACUUCAUGCAGUCCAAAUCCGCGGAAGACAGCAUUCGAGUGUUUGCGGAGGACGGAUGUUGGUCCUUCGUUGGUAAACGUGGUGGUGUGCAGAAUCUAUCUCUGGGCCAAGGCUGUGACACGGUAUGA